Molecule: messenger RNA, 1845 nt
Organism: Ogataea parapolymorpha DL-1
Lineage: Eukaryota; Fungi; Ascomycota; Pichiomycetes; Pichiales; Pichiaceae
Product: Vacuolar protein sorting-associated protein 9a
Exons: 1
Coding region: 1-1845 (614 amino acids)
Biological process (GO): vesicle-mediated transport
Cellular component (GO): cytosol; endocytic vesicle
Molecular function (GO): guanyl-nucleotide exchange factor activity; ubiquitin binding; small GTPase binding
Source: RefSeq, a predicted model, not a curated record
AUGUCCUUUCAAAACGUCCGCAAAGCGUCCCAAGAGAAGGCCCAGGGAUUGCUGCUGCCUUCACUGCAGUCUCCGCAGCCUUCAGUUAGCGUGUCAAGCUCGGUCUCCAUUGCCGGCUCUGCCCACACCGCGGACAAGACCACCCUAAUGGAUUUUCUAGGGCAAUUUGACAAAGAUAGGCCCGAACACCACGAUAAGGCUUCCGGCACCAGCCAGCACGAGGAGGUUGAGGAGAGUGAGCCAGAGGAACCGAGCGAAAAGGAAGAGGCCAAAAUUGAAGAGUCUGCAACUGCAACCCAGCCAAUUGAGCCUGAGCCCGAACAGUCAAAACAGGAGUCGGGACCGGCGACAGAGAAAGCUUCUGAUAGCGAAAACAGGCCCAACGAACAGAAAUCUGCGGAUGAGGAGACGUCUGUGUCGUUAGAGCAUAUUACAUCCACUAGCUAUGGGGAGGGCGAGGAAUUAAACGACACUUCAGACUCGGAGGAAGAGGAGGAGGAGUUAAAGGCAUCUCAGAAAGAAGAAUUACCCAAGCCAAAGAAACAGGAUGACAAGAAGCUGCCUACAGACUACCCGAACCCUCCUACGUCGAACAAGAAAAGCGUUGUAUUUGAUUUCCAGAAGUUCCUGACAAUGUUCAAAAACAAGCAAUGUGAGCCUAUUCACAAAUACCUUCGCUCUUUCUUGACCCAAUUUUCUCAGAGAACAUGGACAGUGGACGAGCAAGUUAAACUGAUUAAGGAUUUUGAGGCGUUUCUGUACGACAAACUGCUGCAAUACUACCCUUUUAACACCAUCCAAGACGAGCUGGAGUUGGACAACUGCAAAGAGGGACUGGAGAAACUAGUGCUUACACGGCUGUAUUCACAAGUGUUUGCACCGGCGACACCAAAACCAAAACAAUCUCCACAGCAGCGGGAAGACCUCUUGAAAGACCGCAAGUACCACACUUCCUUGAAGCUGUAUGACUGGAUCAAUCCGAGACAUCUGGACAUACCCGUUUCGCUAGGUCUGGAGUCCAACUUCGUCAAACUUGCGUCUGGCGAGAUCAACAAGAUCAACAAUUACAAGUCGCCGAGGGACAAGAUCAUCUGUAUUUUGAACUGCUGCAAGAUAAUUUUCGGGCUUAUUCGACAGCAGCAGAAAAUGCACCAGAUCGAAGAGAACGCCGAUUCGUUUGUGCCGUUACUGAUCUAUGUGCUUUUGCAGGCGAAACCCAAAUAUCUCUAUUCCAACUUGCAGUACAUCGAACGGUUUAGAUUGGAGGAGUUCCUGGUUGGCGAGACAUCGUACUACGUGAGCACGCUGGAGAUUGCAUGCAACUUCAUCAUUGAUCUUGAUCGAGACAAAUUGACAAUUGAGGACGAGGAAUUUGAUGAGCAGCUUGCACUUGCGAAGCAAAGGCUGGAGAAACAGAAGGAGGAGAAAAAACAAAGAAAUGAGCAGAAGGGCGCCAAUGACAUCCUUUCGCCGAUACCAAAGAAACUGACAGAGCUGAUAGGGUCGAAUUCGAACGAGUCGCCGUCGCAGGUGCUCACGAAGUCGGCCGAGAUGAUGAAACAGUCGAUCUCGUCGUCGUUCAACAACCUGUUCCAGACCUCACCGUCUCCUUCGGAAACACCCGCCAAACAAGAACUCAUCGACAUCAAAAAGCUGUCCUUAGAGGAGCACGAGCACCAGGAGACAAUGCGCAAGCAGCGAGAGGAGACGACCGAUGCACUGGUCUCGAUGUUUCCAAAUUUGGACCGCGAACUUAUUACCGACGUCGUUGCCUCCAAGGCCCGCACAGAAGGCGGAGGCAACAUAGGCGACUGCGUGGAUGCAUUGUUGGAGCUCAGUCACUAA